This is a messenger RNA of Penicillium taxi, 3363 nucleotides long. Its product is annotated as putative mRNA splicing factor RNA helicase (Cdc28). The transcript has a single exon. The record is from RefSeq and is a predicted model, not a curated record. Gene Ontology annotation, cellular component: intracellular anatomical structure; catalytic step 2 spliceosome. Bases 1 to 3363 code for a protein of 1120 amino acids. Gene Ontology annotation, molecular function: RNA binding; ATP binding. NCBI's taxonomy places the organism in Eukaryota, Fungi, Ascomycota, Eurotiomycetes, Eurotiales, Aspergillaceae.
AUGGACAACAACACUUUUGUAUCAGACUCCCUCAUUCGCCUAACGGGUGCAUCCGACUCCAUCGCCGUUGACUUCGUCCUUGCAGAAGCCAGCUCAGCCAAAUCUGCCGCCUCCCUAAAAGACAAACUCCUAUCCUUCCUCGAUGGCAGCCCAGAUGAAAUUGGCGCAUUCUCCCGCCAACUUUUUUCCCGCGUGGGCCCUUCACAGCCCAGUGCUACCAAAUCUAAUGCGACUUCCUCCACAACAAAGAAAUACCGCAUGGUAGAGAUGGAAGAGCAGCCCGAUUCCGCAUCAGCACUAGAGCCCCUGAACGUCGAAGCAGAGCGCGAAAGAAGGAGACGCCGAGAACGCGAGAGAGAUGGUGAUCGGGACCGAGUACGGAGCAAGCGCGACGAAACUCGCACUCGCUCAGAGAGAGAUGAAAACCGCAAACGAGACCGAAGUCGUGACACAGAGACGCGAGAUCGUCAUAAGUCGAAAAAGCUAAGAAGGAAGGGAACCCAGGACUUUGAUGAAAGAUGGGGUGACGAGGAAUUCUUGGAAGAAGAGAAUCAUUCCGAUGCCAACCAAGACGAAUUUGUCGAGCCGCCUUCGAAACGCACGAGACUCGAAGAUGGGUCUGCUUCUCCACGAGCUGCAUCACCCAGCGACGAUCUCGAUCCACAGACCAAGUUAGAGAUUGAUCGACAGAAGGACCUUCGCGAGAGAGACGAAUUUGCGAAGCGAUUGGCCAAUAAAGAUGACCGAAAAUCUAAGAAGAUCGUGGAAGACCGCACCCAUACGGGGGAAGCUGCGCGACGCCGUCAACUGGCUGACGAUGCAGAUGCGCGGGCUGCUGUCAUGCCUGACAUUAGAUUGCGUUCUCGUCAGGAAUACCUCAAGAAGCGUGAAACCGAGCGACUGGCGCUAUUACGACGACAGGUUGCGGAGGAGGCUACCGAGCUGCGCGAGAACCCGAAUCUCACCCGUCGAGAAAAGGAUGAAUUUGCUCGUAAUCGCGAAGUUCUUCGUCUCGCCGAAGAGCGCCUUCGAAUCGAUGACCACCGGGAUGGCUACGUGAUACCAGAAGAUUAUAUUACAGAGAAGGGAAAGAUUGAUCGUAAGAAGAAAGAAGACGCGCUCUAUAAACGCUAUGUUGAGCGUGAUGAAAUGGGCCAGGAGAAAUUCAUUACGGAGCAUGAAGAGUGGGAAUUGGAGCAGACUGCCAAAGCCAAUGCACAGAUCAAGAAGGCCGAGUUUGUCGACGAAGGCGAUUAUGAGUACGUCUUCGAUGAUUCACAACAGAUCAAUUUUGUGGUGGAUGCCAAGCUGGAGGGAACGGAGAAGAUGUUGACCCAAGAACAACGACGCUUCAAGGAACAAGUUGAUGCAGCCGAGAAGAAGGCUAUGUCAAUGGAGGAGACUCGCAGGAGUCUGCCCAUUUACCAGUUCCGUGAACAGAUUAUCCAGGCUGUGCAUGAUCAUCAGGUUCUUAUUAUAGUCGGUGAAACGGGAUCGGGAAAGACAACGCAGAUUCCGCAAUACCUCCACGAGGCUGGAUACACAAAGGGUGGAUUGAAGAUCGGCUGCACCCAACCACGUCGAGUCGCCGCCAUGAGUGUCGCAGCCCGUGUAGCAGAUGAAAUGGGCGUGAAGAUCGGGAAUGAGGUUGGUUAUGCAAUCCGGUUCGAGGACAACACGAGCGACAAGACGGUUCUCAAGUAUAUGACGGACGGCAUGCUUCUCAGGGAGCUGCUGACCGAGCCGGACCUGGCCCAGUACUCGGCACUGAUGAUUGACGAAGCUCACGAGCGGACGGUGCCGACAGACAUUGCCUGUGGUCUUCUCAAGGAUAUCGCGAAGGCGCGCCCGGAUCUCAAACUACUAAUCUCCUCCGCGACCAUGGACGCGCAGAAGUUCCAGAAGUAUUUUGACGAUGCGCCCAUAUUUAACAUUCCUGGUCGACGAUACCCAGUCGACGUACACUACACUUCUCAGCCUGAAGCCAACUAUCUAGCAGCUGCCAUUACCACAGUCUUCCAGAUCCACGUUUCCCAAGGUCCUGGUGAUAUCCUGGUGUUCUUAACCGGCCAAGAAGAGAUUGAGGCCUGCGAGCAAAGUCUAGCGGAAACAGCCCAAAAACUGGGGAGUAAGAUACCCGAGAUGAUAAUCUGUCCUAUUUAUGCAAAUUUGCCGUCUGAACUGCAGAGCAAAAUCUUCGAGCCUACUCCUCCCAAGGCGCGCAAGGUGGUUCUGGCGACCAACAUCGCCGAGACAAGUCUGACUAUCGACGGUAUUGUCUACGUGAUCGACCCCGGCUUCGUCAAAGAGAACGUGUUCAACCCGCGCACUGGUAUGGAAAGCCUGGUCGUGACUCCCUGCUCGCGGGCCUCGGCGAACCAAAGAGCUGGACGUGCCGGGCGAGUUGGUCCCGGUAAGUGUUUCCGGCUGUACACGAAGUGGGCGUACCAUAACGAGCUGGAGGAGAACACUACUCCUGAGAUCCAGCGCACAAACUUGAACGGAGUGAUUCUAAUGUUAAAAUCACUGGGUAUUGACCAACUGCUUGACUUUGACUUUAUGGACCCACCGCCCGCGGAGACCAUCAUUCGAGCUUUGGAGCAACUGUACGCACUUGGUGCCCUCAACGACCGCGGAGAUCUGACCAAGGUCGGCCGACAGAUGGCCGAGUUCCCCACAGAUCCAAUGCUAGCAAAGGCAAUCCUCGGAGCAGACAAGUAUGGAUGUGUAGAAGAAGUUCUGUCAAUCGUAUCAAUGCUGAGCGAAGCAAGCGCGCUAUUCUUCCGUCCAAAAGACAAGAAGAUCCACGCUGACAGUGCCCGCAACCGCUUCACUGUCAAAGACGGCGGCGACCACCUUACCCUCCUAAACAUAUGGAACCAAUGGGUAGACGCAGACUUCAGCGUCGUCUGGUCGAAAGAGAACUUCCUCCAACAACGUAGUCUAACCCGAGCCCGCGAUGUCCGCGACCAACUAGCCAAGCUCUGCGACCGCGUCGAGGUCUCAAUCAGUACCUGCGGCGCCAACAACUACAUCCCGAUCCAGAAAGCCAUCACAGCCGGGUUCUUCCCGAACGCAGCACGACUGCAGCGUGGUGGUGACAGUUACCGCACCAUUAAGACCGGCCAGUCUGUCUACUUGCAUCCGACUAGCACGCUAUUCGAGGUGAACCCACGGUGGGUGAUCUACUUUGAGCUGGUGCUUACUAGUAAAGAGUACAUGCGCAGUAACAUGCCAUUACAGGCGGAGUGGCUAGUCGAGGUAGCGCCGCACUAUUAUAAGAAGAAAGAUCUGGAGUCAUUAGGGUUAGAUCGGAAAGAGACGAAGGGAGCUGGAGCAGCCGGCGAGAAAAGUCGAAUGUGA